Molecule: messenger RNA, 7163 nt
Organism: Mytilus californianus (California mussel)
Lineage: Eukaryota; Metazoa; Mollusca; Bivalvia; Mytilida; Mytilidae
Product: heat shock 70 kDa protein 12B-like
Exons: 6
Coding region: 216-2177 (653 amino acids)
Molecular function (GO): ATP binding; ATP-dependent protein folding chaperone
Source: RefSeq, a predicted model, not a curated record
GAAAAAUGCAAAAUACUCUUCCUGGUUUGUAUAAUAGAUAACAACACCAUUUCUGAAUAUCAACGUAUUGACCCUUAACUGUUGAUCGAUAUACUUUAUCACGUUUACAUGGUUUAGAAGGAAGGUAAUUGUUCAAGAUUACGUUUAAAAAUAAAACGCUUGAAUAAUAGUUUAAUGAAUACAAAAUCAAGCAGCAUCUAGUAUACCAGCAAAUAAUGGCAAAAUAUAUUCGGAAGGUAUUCAGAAAGAAAAAAUCAAAGAAGAAAACUGAAGACACACCAGUCGCUGUAGAUAUAUCAGACGACUACGAACAAUUACACUUGUACGAAGCAGAAGAAGAAAGUCUAUAUGAACAUGUAGAGUUUAGCCAAAAUGGAGAGUCUGUAAAACCCGAAGAGGAUCAACCACUUGAAUCCUCCGUUGGAUCAAAUUUUUUGCUUGUUGCAGCAAUAGACUUGGGAACAGCUGCAUCUGGAUAUGCAUUCUCUUUUCGAAACGAUUUUAAAGCCAACCCAUUACAAAUAUCAACUCACAUAUGGACUGCUGCAACUACAGUUCUAAGAUCGGCAAAGACUCCAACAUGUAUACUAUUUAACCCAGAAGGCCGCUUUGAAGCUUUUGGAUAUGAAGCUCAGAACAAGUUCUCUUCUUUGAUUACAGACGAGGAAAAUGUUGAGGAUUGGUAUUAUUUUGAGAACUUUAAGAUGUCGCUUUAUGAAUGCAAGGAUUUAACAUUACGUACCGAAAUAAAAGCCACAAAUUGCAAACCACUACCAGCUAUCACCGUAUUUUCCGAGUCUAUAAAAUACCUUAAGAAUCAUCUAAUGAAUAGAUGUUUGAACAUGACCUUUGGUCUAAAAGAUGAAGAUAUUUUGUGGACGUUGACUGUACCUGCUAUAUGGAACGACAAGGCUAAAUUAUUCAUGAGAAGGGCUGCAGAAAUGGCAGGCAUUCCUAGAUCACAACUUCUUCUAGCUUUGGAACCUGAAGCUGGUGCUAUUUUUUGUAAACACAUACCUGUAGAAGUUAGAAGAUUCGAUGACAAGGAUGUAGUGGAAGGUUUUCGAACAGGUUCUCGAUACAUGGUCAUAGAUGCUGGAGGGGGCACAGUCGACAUAACAAUUCAUGAAGUAGUCGAUGAACAAAAUAUUCAAGAAAUAUAUGCUGCGAAUGGCGGACCAUGGGGUGGAAAUAACAUCAACAAAGCAUUUAUCGAUUUCCUAAAAGAACUAUUUGGUGCGACGACUUUUGAGGAGUUCCAGCGCAAAUGUGCUGAUGACUGCAUUGAUAUUAUUAGAGAAUUCGAAACAAAAAAGCAGACCAUGAAAAUGGACGAUUCUACUGCAGUUGUUAGAGUUCCUAUUGGUCUUACCGAGAUCUUUAAGAUGCACAAUAAGGACAAAUAUAGCAAUGUCUCUUCGCGUAUUCAGUCAUUAGCAAAAUAUGAAAAUCAAGUGGAAAUAAAAAAAGAUAAAAUGAUUUUAAAAGGAGAUCUAUUCUUUAAAUUCUUUAUUCCAACCGUUGAUAAAAUAGUUCGUCACGUUGAUGGUCUUUUAAAAGUAAAUGAAAACAUAGACUCUAUACUAUUGAUUGGUGGUUUUGCAGAUUCUGUUUAUUUACAGAAUAGAAUCAAAACCCAUUUUAAAUCAAAACGUAUUAUAAUUCCAGAUGAUGCCUCACUAAGUGUGCUUAAAGGGGCUGUUAUAUUUGGACAUGACAGCAGAAUUGUCUCAAGUCGAGUAUUAAAAUGUUCUUAUGGUAUCGAGUGUUCCAAUGAUUUCAUUGAAGGAGUUCACGAUAAAUCGAAGAUUUACACUAAUCAAUUAGGUAUUGUAAAGUGUCGCAAUGUCUUCGGUAUCAUAGCUAAAAUGGGCCAAUCAAUAGGACGAAGCUGUGCAUCUAAAGAGCGAUAUCUCCUUGUGGACGAACCACACAUCGAAAGAGCCGAAAUUGCAAUAUAUGAGUCAACUAUAGAUGAGAAUCCGAGAUAUAUAACGGAUGAAGGGUGUAGGAAAAUUGGAUAUUUUGUUACUCGGUUAAAAGGGGACAAGGAUAGUCUUCGGCGAAAACUUUACUUUAGUCUAAAAUUUGGAGAAACCGAAGUUAAAGUUUUGUGUCGACAAGAUGGUUCUAUGGAAACUAGCGAAAAGCUGUUGGACCUGCUAGGGGAAGAUUAACUCACAGUUUAAUAAUAAUAAUGAUAAUACUAAUGAAAUUUUCUUUGAUUCACCUUUUCAUAUUAUGUUUGAGGAUGUUCUUUAUCCCAAUCAUUUAUGGAAAGGACACUUUUGUAUUCCUAAUGUUAGUUUGUUCUAUGGCUAAAUUCAUGAUAUUUGUAAAUGAAAAUAACUUUAUAAUUUUUUGCGCCCGCGUCAACUUUUUGAAUUUACCUUCAUCUAGAACACUAAAAGCCAACAGUUUGAUAUCCAAGGACGUUUUAUAUACCAGCUUUGAUAAGUGUGUGGUAUUACUAUAAAUUUUCACUUCUUUGUACUAUGAACAUCAAAAUUAUUUAUUUUGUAAAAAUAUUCCCUUUCUCCAUUUGAACUGUAUACGUAUACCUAACAACAAAAUUAAUUUCAUUUACCUGUGUUUAAAGUAAUUGCAAAUGGCUGCUGUUUUUGUUCAAGCAUAUUGUUUUUCUUAAAUUGUUUAACAUUUCACAGCGGUAUAACAUGUUACUUUAAUUAUUCUUCUCUUAGUUUAUUCAUUUUAUAUCUACAUUGUAUCAUAGAUCAAAUUUAUUUGUUCAGUGUAUAUUCACUAGUGUUAAUAUGUCUUUUGAUUGAGUUAAGCCAUUUCAAUUGAUAUUUUAUAGUGUGUCAUUCUAUGUUGUGAUGGUACACUAUUGUUUCAGAUAAGGGUGAAGGUUUGGUACCAUUAAAACGUCUAAACACGCUGCAAUUGUUUGCACCUGUCCUAAUUCAGGAAUCUGAUGUUCAGUAGUUGUCGUUUAUUGAUGUGGUUCAUAAGUGUUUCUCGUUUUUUAUAUAGAUUAGACCGUUGAUUUUCCCGUUUGAAUGGUUUUACACUAGUAAUUUUUGGGGUCCUUUUAUAGCUUGCUGUUCGGUUUGAGCCAAGGUUCCGUGUUGAAGACCGUACUUUGACCUAUAAUGGUUUACUUUUAUAAAUUUUGACUUGGAUGGAGAGUUGUCUCAUUGGCACUCAAACCACAUCUUCUUAUAUCUAUUAGGUUUAGAUUUUAAUGCAAGCAUUUAAUAUCGGAAAACUUUAUUUACAGCUGAGCUCUGUUUCAGGAAAAGUUGCUAAACAUCAUGUGACAAGAUUGUGAACACGAAAUCGCUUUCAUUCUAAAUGGGUUUUAUAUUAAAAAAAGGAAGACAGAAAGGAAUGUUUUGUUCAAUAAACUCAUCAUAGAUACCAGACUUAGAAGUUUUACGACAGACGCGUGUUUCGUCUACAAAAGACUCAUCAGGGAAGCUCAAAUAAAACAAAAGUUAAAAAGGCCAAACAAAGAACGAAGUUGAAGAGCACUGGGGAUCCAAAUUCCGAAAGGUUUUGUCAAAUACAGCUAAGGUAAUAUAUAUAUUUCUGGGGAAGAACAUCCUUAUCAUUUCGAAAAGUUCAAAGUUUUGUUAACCGUUAAUUUAUAUAUGACGAUUUGUGCUCUUUCAAUCUACAUAAGAAAACCAACUCUAUGUUUAAAUGUAAUAACCUGAAACGUAUUUACAAAUCCCCUUUUCAUCAUACCCUCCGUCAUUUUACAUAAGUGGAACCACAUUUUUAGAAAGAGAUAUAAAUGCAAUACGGUAACGAAUAAAAUGAAAUACAACUAAAAUCUAUGAUCGAUUUUAAUCAACUAACAGUGUGAAAACCUAAUGUUUUAUUUUACAUACAACAGAAACAUUGUUUAAGAACAGUUUGUGAAUUAAAAAGUAUGGUAUUAAUGCCAGAUCGCUGAUUUGUUUGUAUACACGCAUUUAGCUGUUAAGUAGAACGCGGGACAUUUUCGAGCCUGACAUAUUUUAUAGACCUUGAUUAUAAAUGUCUUUAGGUAUUUUGUAUUUUGGGUUGUUUUCUCAUUGGCACACAAUCCACAUCUGAUUUUAUUAAUAUUUAUUAAUAAUAUAUUUGGCGUAAAACAUUUUUCAUGGAGGAAAUUUUUCAAUUUAUUUUAUUGAAAGCAGCAAUAUAAUAUAUAAUAUAUAAUAUUGCUUAAAAUUUGCAUUGAGACAAAAUAAUACCAUUUGAAAAAAAACAUUAGUUGGUGAAUUAGCGUUAACAAAAAGAGCAUUUAAGACACCGGUUUUUAUAAAUCUAUUCCAAGUGUAUUUAGUACAACGUUUUAAGUGAAGAAAAAUCACAAUUUCUAAAACUGAUGCAGCAGAUGGACAAAACCUGUUCGUGAAUCGUUCCAAAGUUUAUUUCUUUAAAUGAAACUAUUCGUUUAAAUCUUUAGCAAUUUCAAUUCAUUCGAAGUAUUUUCAAGAUGUAUAUAUGAAACGGGGAAUUUCAAUUACUCAUUAAACAUACCAGGCUUGACAUUUUGUACGCCAGAGGCGGAACGCGCAUUUCGUUUACGUAAGCUAGACUCAUCAGUGGCGCUGCAAUCAAUUACGAAAUUGAAAAGCACUUCCAAAAUGUUUGUACAAAUAACGGCUUGGCCAAUCUAUGGUUAAGGGGAAGAAAAAAACUUAAGUACUUCAAAUAAAUCAAUAUUUUAUUAACAUUGAUUGUAAAAAAAAAAGAAUAUUUCAAUGAUAAUUCAUGUCAACACAUACACAUUAAGAUAGGAUUUAAAUGUUAAAUGACAAUAUCAUCAAUGUAAGAGAAAUCAAUUAUUUUAGUUUUUUGUAACUGUAAACGAAUAACAAAUAAUGUAUCUGUGAAACACAUUUAAGAUAAUUUGUACAUUAGUUGAUAAUAAGAAUGAGUUUUAGCCACCUGAAUACCUCGUAAUUGAUAUGGAUUCACAUACCGGAAUGUAUAUCUUAAACAUCAAAUAUUUGUUCUUUUAUAAUUAUCAAUGUAUAAACAAAUAAGAACUCAGGUCAAUGAAAAAUAGGGUUAAGUAGUUUUUGGAACUCAGAACAAUGACAAAUAAAAUAUUAUGGAUUUGAACUCAUGUCAAUGACCAAUAAAAUAUUAUGGAUUUGAACUCAUGUCAAUGACAAAUAAAAUAUGAAGGACUUGAACUCAUGUCAAUUACAAAUAAAAUAUUAUGGAUUUGAACUCGUGUCAAUGACAAAUAGAAUAUUAAAGAUCUGAUCUCAUGUUAAUGACAAAUAAAAUAUGAUGAAUUUGAACUUAUGCCAAUGAAAAUUGAAUAUUAAGGAUUUGAACUCAUGUCAAUGACAAAUGAAAUAUGAUGAAUUCGAAAUCAUGUCAUGACAAAUAACAUAUUAUGGACUUGAACUCAUGUCAAUGACAAAUGAAAUAUGAUGGAAAUGAACUCAUGUCAAUGACAAACAACAUAUCAUGGAUUUAAACUUAUGUGAGUGACAAAUAAAAUAUUAUGAACGUGAUACUUUAAUGAAGCAUAUUUUGACAUUGCUCAAGGUCAUGCUUUUCACAAUAUUUACGAAAUCUUGACAAAAAUCCGUUAGAUGAUAUAUUAACCUUAGAACACAUGAUAUACUUAUUAGUUUUUAUAUACUUUAUACUAACAUUCUGUAAUUGCAAGUUAUCUUAGGUUGGUGCUUUAUUAUGCUAGUUGUUUUUGUGUACUUCGUAACCGUACUGAGUUAUACCUUUCCAAUUGAUUUUGAUAGUUUGUUCUUAUGAUGUGCUGUUACACCACCGUCCCAGAUUAGGGGAGGGUUGAACGAUCCUAAAUAUAUCUAAGCCCACCACAUUCUUUAUUCACCAAAUCUCCCUUUCUAUCGGAGUUUUUUUCAAGAAAUAAAUUUUUUAGCAUACUUUUGCUCAUUUUGACAUGGUUAGGUUUUAUAUUCGUUAUUGACAUAAAACCAAGCGUUAGCACGAAAAACAACAGAUCUAGAAGUGUACAGACAUACAAAGACUUAUUUUAUGAAUGAUUUCACUUCAUUUCUUUUUUCACCAAAACUAAAAGAAAUGUUCUUUUUGAAUCUCAGCGUAGUUCAAAUAACAACUGACGUUGCAUCUUUAAUUGAGAAGUCAUACAUGUUUAAUUGGAAUCAAAACAUCAUGGCUUUGUUUACCAAGCCAAAGAAGAGCAUCAUAUUAAAAUCAAGUAUAGUUCCGUGGUUUAGCUGUCAAUUCAUUUUACCUAGUUUCCCUUAGUAAAUUUCAUAAAUACUAGAACACACCCGCGGGUCCGUGACUGAGUUAAAGUACCUAUGCCUUAUUGUUAGCCUGGAUUUUUUGUAUUCGUAUUGUCAUCUGAUAAAGUCAUGCUGAUUGGAAGUUGCACAGUUUUCCCUGCUUUCAAAAUCUUUCUGUUUGAACACGUCCUUGUUUUCUUACUACAAUAAACUUACUACACACUUUGGUCGGGUUGUUGUCUCUUUGACACAUUCCCCGUUUCCAUUCCAUUGUCAAUUCUAUAAACAAAAUUAUUUUUUUAACUAAUCAACCAAACUAAUAGUGGUAUUGAGGUGGAAGAAAACAGACUUAAAUACUGUAUUAUAGUGUAACAUAGAUAUAAAAUAACUACUGGAAGAAUUCCAGGUUCCCCUAAUAGAGGAGUAAUUUACAGGAGGUAACAGGAAACUACAUGUCUCAUAUACUAUUGGUAUCGGUAUCAGAUUCGACCCGGAACUUGUUAUUUAUUGGUAAUAUUAAUUGUGUGGAAAACUAAAGGGCCUGGAAUGGUGUAUUUUUUGAACAACAUCAUUGUCCUAUAAUAGUUAUAUUUAAAGUUGAAUUCUUUUAUUCGUCGUUUUUACGUCAUGCCAGCAAACUAAUUGGACCUCGUUAUUAUAGUAGUAUAGAUUAUGCAGAGUUGUAUUGGUGGUACAUAUAGUUUUAUUUUAGGACCAUUGUUGUUUUUAUUAAAUAUUUGAACAUUAUCUAUUAAACUAUAGCUUUGUAUACAUAUUCAUACUGUACUAGACCUUGUAUAUUUAUGUUGUCGAAGCUGUUGCUGGUAAACGGUUUGCUGAAAUUGUGUGUUUUUUUUAACAAAAAAUUAACUGUAUUUAAUAAGAAAUAAAAUGCUUUAGCUUAUAACGCGAUAUUGUUGUAUUGUUUACAGGCUUAUAUUAAAGUUUACCUGUGUA